Mytilus trossulus (common blue mussel) is the source of this 954-nucleotide messenger RNA. RefSeq lists its product as uncharacterized. The coding region runs from base 1 to 954 and encodes 317 amino acids. The transcript has a single exon. Gene Ontology annotation, molecular function: beta-glucosidase activity. Lineage: Eukaryota; Metazoa; Mollusca; Bivalvia; Mytilida; Mytilidae. The record is from RefSeq and is a predicted model, not a curated record. Gene Ontology annotation, biological process: glucan catabolic process. Gene Ontology annotation, cellular component: extracellular region; cell surface.
AUGGCAAUGUUUUCUAUACUGCUCAUUUGCAUCUGUACUGUUGAAGUAAUAUUAGGUUCAACAACUCCAAUAACACCAUCGGCGUAUGCUAAGGUGCUGAAACAAGGAUUUUCCACAAAGUAUUUCAAUACUCUAAAUUUUGACAAUGUCUAUGAUAAGCAAAAUGUUAAGGAUGUUUACGCUAAAGGAUUCAGGAACUUAAGAAUACCAUGCACAGCUAAUCUUGAGGGUUUGAACAUGACAGUAUUGUUAACCAAUUUAGAGACAGUUGUAGACGAUUGUCUUGACGUUGGUGUCACACCUGUCAUUUCUUGGGUCUAUACUGAAAUGGAAGGCAAUGCCUCGGCAGCAAAUCAACAGGACUAUUUGCAAUGGUGGACAGAUGUUGCUACACAAUUGAAGGACAAAGACUAUGGACUUUCUUUUAGCUUAUUUGCCGAUUGGACUGAAGCAGCAGUAAAGAUAAUUCGUAAUUCUGGUGGAAACAAUAAGAACCGAGUUGUAAUGCUAGCAUCACCCAUCAAAGAUGAUGACUAUGUCAUGGUGGAAACUAAUACAUAUGCUUCUGGACCACAAAAUCAAUAUGAAGAUGAAAAAUGUUCUAGCUCUCCACCUAGAUGUUGGGAAGAUGAUGGCAUAAAAAUUGGCAAAGUAAUUGUAGAUAAAAAUAUCGAUAAUGCAACCAAUAAUAAAACAACUUCAGGGCUUCCAGUUUACUGGGGAGCUUGGUCAGCAGUCGACAAUAAAAGUGGAACCUUAAACCAGACGGAAGUAAUUGAUUUUUGCAAAUAUUUUGUAAAUGCACUUAAAACAGAAGCAAUUCCUUGGUCCUUGAAUUACCUCGACCUGUUCUAUGAUACAUCGAAAAGCACGUGGUUAACAGGGCUACAGACGGUCAAAGAUCAACAAUUUAAUAUGUCACUUAUAUUGGAUGCGAUUGUCACAAAUCUGUAA